This is a messenger RNA of Chroicocephalus ridibundus (black-headed gull), 3201 nucleotides long. RefSeq names its product serine palmitoyltransferase small subunit B-like. Gene Ontology annotation, biological process: ceramide biosynthetic process; endoplasmic reticulum organization. The coding region runs from base 2398 to 2640 and encodes 80 amino acids. The record is from RefSeq and is a predicted model, not a curated record. Gene Ontology annotation, cellular component: serine palmitoyltransferase complex. Gene Ontology annotation, molecular function: serine C-palmitoyltransferase activity. The transcript is spliced from 5 exons. Lineage: Eukaryota; Metazoa; Chordata; Aves; Charadriiformes; Laridae.
CGGGUUUUGGCUUUUGGAUUUUUUUUUGUUUUGUUUUUGCCUUUUUUUUUUUUUGUCCCCUUUGGCAUUGUUUUAUGACAGCGCGCCCUUCGUGACUCCUGCUGGCCCCUCGCAAGAGAAGUCUUCCGUACAGUGCACCAGUUCUGGUGGAUUCUUAGCCCUUGCAAAGUAUGUGUUGACAUACCUGGGAGAGAGAACCAAGCACACAGCCAUUAUCCUUUUGAUGCUCCGAAGAAUUAUCGCUGUGUCACUGUAUGACUUUUAUAUGGCUGUAUGUGAAUUUGUUCAGCGGAAACCACAAUGAGAAGGAGUAAAAAGAGGUUUUGAAAUGUAAUUGUGUGGGCAACACGAUCAAGAGACCUGAAAACAAGGGACCAGCCCCUCUGGGACAGAGUGCUACCCAGGAGAGUCUCUUUCCUGCUCCUCAGACUGGGAAAAGCAGCAGGAGUGGCUGCUCAGAAAGCGAGGAGGAGAGGAUGCCUGGGGGCUUUACAUACCACCGUCCAAGAUCUGCUUACAGCAUCACGUUGGAAUGGAUUCUGCUUACCCCAACACUUUAUUGCUGUGAAGCCGCCAGAUCUUCUGCACUACCACCUAUCUCUUUCACAAUGGCUCUCAGCUGCCAGGUAAAACUUUUUGAAGCUGUUAGAACUAAAGCAAACCCAGACGAGUCUCACUUUCUGCGUUGUUUCAACUCGGGGAAUAUAUUAUUGAAAGAACUAGUGGAGAAUUAUUGAAAAGGAAAACAUCUGUACAAUUUUGCACUUAAGAAUGGGAGAGUUUUCCUGGCUUUUAUGCAAGUGUUUUUUGGAGAGGACUGAGAGAGCAGGAAGGUGACAGCCCUGCCUUUGUCUGCCCUGGGAGUCGGUGAUCUGCCUCCGCAUCUUGCUGAAGGAUUCAGAAGAGGCUGAUCCACCUCGCAGGGAAGGUGAGUAACAUGAAGCAGGGAUGCUAGCCUGCCAAGAAUGCAGGCACUGUGGUAGUCAGAUGUUUUUUCUCCCUUGUAUAAAAUCAAUAGCAUUGUGUUUAUAUAGCGUUUUUCACCAACAUUUUCAUGGAAAAAAAGAAACCUAAAAAACUCCGUGUCCCACCCCAGAUCUCCAUGAAAUAUGUAACUGAGAAAGUUUGGUUGAAAGUAGAAACUCUUGAGAUAAGAAUCCUGCAGGCACUACACCAGGGCAAUUAUAUUUCACAAUUGAUGAGUCCAUUCUCUAAACCGCAACCAUCCAGCUCAGGAGAUGGAGUCCUGUGGCAGACCCUUGCUCUGCAGGAGAAAAGUAGGGCAUGGGGUAUAUUGACUACUGCUGCCAGGGGCAGUAGUUUACCAUUUUUGAAUUGUCUGUGGGAAGUGGAUAGUUUGUAAACAGAAAACUUUAUUUUGUUGAAAACCAUGGGGGAAAAAAAAGGUUGAGGGAGUAGGUCAGCUCAGGUUCUGUUUGGUAAGGAAGGGAAGAAAGAAGGUGAGGCUCAGAUGCCUUAGACAUUGCUUGUGGCAUGUUCUCCCAAAAUGAAGCUGAUUCAUAUUUGGAAAUGAUUUGACUGCAGGCAGAUAGUUUAGAACAUAAUGUAUUAUGCAGAUUUCUACCUAAUUGACUUGUCCAAUUAGAUCAUUAAAAUGCCUCAAGCAUUUGUGGCUGGCUUUUAUUUUGUAAGAUUUUUAAGAAAAACUCACCAUCUUUUCCUUGCAGAAAUCUUGCCCAUGUAUUCUCUCCACCCUGUGGUUUCUGGAUGAGGAUGACUGAAGUGUGUAUGCAGGGCUGGGAGAUACUGAUGUAGAGAAGACUGGGAACUGUUUGAAAGUGGUGUUAAUCAAAGGUUGCAGAAGGUGGUGGCUUCACCGGAGACUUUCCUGUGGUAUAUUAAUUGAGCUACAUUUUUGUGGCUACUUAACUCUGACACCAUGUUUUUGCACAGACGUUAAAUUGCACCUUGCAUGAACUUUACUGCAUUGUAAAGUACCAUAGAAGCAGAGAUACUUUCUGAGAUUUGAAAUUAGGGAAGGCACUAAUUAUAAACAUUUUUUGCUGAUUUUUUUAAACAGUAUUUCAGCCUCGUAUGUUCCUUCCAACCUGCAGUUCUUCAACUCUGACUUUGUACAAAUUAUCAAAUUAAUGCUGUCAUGAAAGCGCAGUACUGAGCCAGACGACGGCUGUCCUUGUUGCAUAAUGCAGAGAGCUUUGGCCAGAGGAGUUUUUAGCAAUAGCGAGGAAGGGCGGGGUAUAGAGGACACACUCUGUAAUUGAGGAUCAAAGCUAAUUGUUUCUGCUUCUCAAUCUGUAUAGGAGCUGUUCAGCUGCAAGAGGCAGAAGUGUUAGGAAGCAUCUCUCACCUAGACGUUUUGUCAACAGGGAGGAGUGAAGAGGGAAGGCUUUCAGAAGCAACACAAAGAAGACGGAGAUGGAUAUUAAGAGCAUGAAGAACUAUCUCUAUUGGCUGUACUGCCAGUUUGAACUAAUCACCUGCAGCUACCUCAUGGAGCCCUGGGAAAAACUGCUCUUCUACACUUUCAACAUUACGAUGUUAGUUAUGGUAUUAUACACCGCUUACAUCUUUGUCUCUGUCCACAUUAGCACGGCUUUCCAAUUCUUCUUGCACUUAUUUGGAAACCAACAUGAAAAUACUGUUUCUGUCGUGAAGUAACAUUGGCAACCUGACACUGACUUUUGGAUCAAAGAAGUGUUUUCUUAACACUCCGUUUUUGUUUAUAAACAGGUUCAGGGUGCGUGCAAACACUGUUUUAUUCUGCAGUAUCUUUUAAUGUUCUUCUUUAUUCUGGGACUCUCUGACAGCAAAUUAUUUUGCCAAAACAAUUUCAAUCACUCCUUGUUUUUAUCAUUUGACUGCUUCUUAAAGAGCUUUCAAUUUUAAAGACUGGCUGGAGUUACGAAGCUGGGUUGGGUACAGAAAAAACUGUGCUGCAUGUUUUGUUAUUCCAGGGAGAGCUGCUUGGAUAUGGAGAGUUUUCAUCUUGAGAAAUUAUAUGGCAUACAUUUGUUCUUGUCUGCCAGAGCUUUGCUGAUGGGAGAGAUGUGUACACAAAAGGUUUUGCACAAUACUGUACAACUAUAAGCUGCUUCUCUAAGCUGUGUGUAUUUAUAGAAUGGUUUUAUUAUUUAUUUAGUUUCCUCAAUUAUUUAAUACAAUGAAUUACAUGACUUACAUGGUUCAUCAUCAUUAUGCAAAUAAUGCAUUUGAUUUAUU